Molecule: messenger RNA, 1738 nt
Organism: Musca domestica (house fly)
Lineage: Eukaryota; Metazoa; Arthropoda; Insecta; Diptera; Muscidae
Product: cytochrome P450 6d1-like
Exons: 5
Coding region: 82-1614 (510 amino acids)
Molecular function (GO): iron ion binding; heme binding; oxidoreductase activity, acting on paired donors, with incorporation or reduction of molecular oxygen
Source: RefSeq, a predicted model, not a curated record
UGAUCGGUCUCUUGCCGAACAAGUCGAAGUAAUCUUUUAGUGAAUUUAGUUAAUAUUUUUUUUUUUUUUAUUUUUGAUAAAAUGAUAACGAUAUUUACGUUGGCUAUAAUAGCGCUAACCUAUCUAAUAUUCAAACGUAAUUUUUCGCAAUGGCAACGUUUGGGAUUUCCAACCGAUGAACCCUUUAAGACGCUUGUAAGACUAGUACGAAUGGAUCAACCAUUUGGCCUUAUAAUGGCCGACAUCUAUGCAAGUUGCCGGGAGAAAGUAAUUGGCACCUAUAUCUUCUUUAAGCCAGUAUUAAUAGUGAAAGACGUCCAAUUGGUACGGCAAAUUUUAAAAUCAGAUUUCGCCUGCUUUCAUAGUCGCGGCAUUUAUGUGGACGAAAAAAAUGAUCCGCUGUCGGCAAAUUUGGCAAGUUUGAAGGGAAUGUCAUGGCGUACGUUAAGAACAAAAUUGAGACCAUGCUUCACUUCGGAAAAACUGAAGGCAAUGUUUGAAACUAUUGAUGGCGUGGGCGAUGGGCUGAUCAAUUAUUUAGAGUUCCAGUUGGGCGAUGGCAACAGUCAUAGUUUGGAAAUAAAAAAUUUAUUGACAACCUAUGCAACCGACAUCAUAGGCACAGUAAUAUACGGUUUGGAUAUUGACAGUUUCAAAAAUCCGCACAAUGAAUUUCGUGAUUUGAGCGAUAGAAUCUUCAAUACAAAGAACUCUUCCAUGCUGAUCAAAUUCCGCCGAUUGAUGGUCUUCCUUUAUCCUCCUAUUGUAACCCAUUUGAACCGUUUGGGUCUACAAGACCCCGUAUUAUGCCGCCUUAGAGACAUUAUUAAAAAGAGAAUUAAACUUCGUGAAAAAAAGGGGGUUGUGCGCAAAGAUCUCCUACAGCUUCUUAUACAACUAAGGAACACUUUGAAAAUCGCCGGUGACAAUGAUACCGAUUGGGCCAUUGAACCUACGACGCAUAACCUUAAAUCAAUGUCUAUUGAUGUGAUAGCAGCUAAUGCAUUUCUUUUCUAUAUUGCCGGGUCGGAAACAACGUCAGCGACAACGGCUUUCACUCUUUAUGAGUUGGCAAUGAAUCCGAGAGUAUUGCUAAAUGUUCAGAGAGAAAUUGAUCGUAUUUUACAAAAACAUGGUUUGAAGCCAAAGGGACCUUUAACUUAUGAAGCUAUUCAAGAUAUGAAAUAUUUGGAUUUAUGUGUUAAGGAAACCACCCGCAAAUAUCCUGCCUUACCUUUUCUCACACGUGAAUGCACCCAGAAUUAUCGCAUACCCCAGUCUGAUCUCAUCAUACCAAAGGGCACACCAAUUUACAUUUCCCUUUUGGGUAUGCACCGGGAUCCUGAACUAUUUCCCCAUCCCCUAGAUUACGAACCAGAACGUUUUAUUGUUACGAGUGGUAAUGACUUGCCAUAUAUGCCAUUUGGAGAGGGGCCCAGACAGUGCAUAGCUCAACAUAUGGGUGUGAUGAAUGUCAAAAUAGCCCUGGUUAAAAUUCUAGCCAAUUUCAAUAUUAAGGAAAUGAAACGAAAAGAAGUUGAAUUUGCGUUUCAUACAGCCUCCGUCCUGGUGCCCAAAAAUGGCCUUCGUAUCAAACUUUCAAAACGGAUUUGAAUCAUUUAUUUAAUAAAAUUUAAUACAUAAAAUAUUAGAAUUUAAUGAAGGUUAAGAGAUUUUUGUGAUACAGUUUUAAGACAAAUAUUCAAUAAAAGGCAAUUAAAUGUUUCAGAAAUGGAUU